CGCGGAGGAUUCAAACGGAACAUGGCGGCCGAGAAAGAAGCCGAUGGAAACAAACAAAAUAGAAGGGGAACAGUGGGCAAUGUGGUGAUUGGCCAGGAGACAGGUUCGCGUGGACGCCAACCAAUCAUCUUCAACCCAGAUUUUUUUGUGGAGAAGCUGCGGCAUGAGAAGCCAGAUAUUUUCACCGAGCUGGUGCUUAGCAACAUCACUCGACUCAUCGACCUGCCGGGGACAGAGUUUGCCCAACUCCAGGGUGAGGUUGACCCCAAGGUGCCCAGCACUGGUGGAUUCUUCCGGAACUUACUCAAGCGCAAAGAUAAGGGAGUCGUCUUUGGGAUGCCUCUAACUGAGGAAGGAAUCGCUCAAAUAUACCAGCUCAUCGAGUACUUAAGCAGAAACCUGCAUGUGGAGGGUCUGUUUCGAGUUCCUGGGAAUAGCAUCAGACAGCAGGCCCUAAGAGAGAUGCUGAACAGCGGGGUUGACAUUGACCUGGAGACGGGCGACUACCACCCCAACGACGUGGCCUCCCUGCUCAAGACCUUCCUGGGAGAGCUUCCCGAGCCACUGCUAACUCACCGCCAUUACCAUGCCCACCUGAAGAUCACAGGCCUCACCCUGUUUGACGAGAGGGGGAACAAGACGACGGUGCCAGACAAGGAGCGCCAGAUUGAGGCCCUGCAGCUGCUCUUCCUGCUCCUCCCUUCUGCCAACCGCACCCUCCUCAAACUCCUCCUGGAUCUGCUCUACCAGACCGCCAAGCAGCAGGACAAGAACAAGAUGUCCGCCUCCAACCUGGCCAUCAUGUUCAUGCCACACACCAUCUGGCCAAAAAAUAUGACUACAAAUGACCUUCAGGAAAACCUGAAGAAGCUCAACAACUGCAUGGCUUUCCUGAUCAAGCAUUCUCAGAAGCUGUUCCGGGCUCCCCCUUACAUCAGGGACUACGCCAGGCUGCAGUUCUCAGGAUCAAAGAUUCUUCAGUCAAAGGACGAUCUGGACCUGCCGCCUGCGGGGAACACUGUCCCGCAGAAGAGGGUCUGCCCGGACACGGGGUCGACCCAGCACCACACCGAGGAGGCCCUGAAAGAGCUCUUCCGCCAUGUCAACAACAAUAUGCCCGACUCUGCCAAGAAGAAGAAACUCAUUCGCCAGUUUGCGAAGCAGUCCACGCCAGGAACCCCAGUGAGUGAGAGCCAGACUCCGCCCAGCAAGAAGCACGCUCGCUCGCGGUCUUUCGGAGGGCUCAUCAAGAGGAAGGUUUUGGGGAACCAGGUUGCCAUGGAGAAGAGAGGCAGGAUUGUUUCUUUGGAGGGGGCCAGCAAUGCGGAGAAAAGGGGGAAGGAAAACAGUCAAGGGAGCGUAGCUCUGGUUUCUCCUGUCUUUUUGAAAUCAGUGUGUCCCAAGGCUUCUGAUGUGAUACUAAACAUGGAAAAGGUCUCCAACCUCACAAGAGUGUGCUUUUCACCAUCGCAGGAGUCCACAGUUUAGCACUGGGAAUUGGUCGGCCCUGUCCUAAAUGUUUAAAUAUAGUUUUUCUUUGACUGUGAAAGCUGUGACAAGCUUAGCGAAUGGUGGCCCAAACCAGCGGAAACGGAUAGCCCCAGGUUGCGAUCAAUGUCUUUGCAACUAAGGGUGUUGGUUCACAACAUGGUGCACAUUUUUCCUUAGCUUCAAGGUACAAAUUUGAGUUGAGUUUUCCCUUUUUUUGUUUUUAUUUUAUUUUUAUUUUUUUUGCAGUGUUGGCAGCUCAAACGAAAAAUAUGCAGACUGUUCUAAACAACAAGUGAAACUCUUGCUUAAGCUUGUUUCUCAAAGCUAAAAAAAAUAUUGUGUGCAGUAGCUUUUUGGGAGAUAACCGUUUCAGUUGCUUUAGGCCCUUUUCCAGCAAUCACUUGAACAAACUUCAAAAUGGACAAAGACCACUAGACAAAGGAGCCAUUCUUAAUAUCUGUGUAUAUGUAUAUGUUUUAGUCUUUACAUAACUGUGAUGGUGGGCUGUAUUUUGAGUCUAACAAAGGCUACUUUUCCUUUAAGUGGAGAAAUGUUUCUGAAAUAUUGUACUUUUAUUGAUAUUCUCACAUAGCUGCCUGUUCAUCUAGAGCAUGGCUGUCUAACCCUGUUCCUGGAGAUCUAACAUCCAUGUUAGGUUAGGUUUUCAAUUCAACCCUGAUUUGACACUCCUUAUUCUACUAAUUAGCAGCUCAGUGAGAUGCUAGCUGUUGAAUUAUAUGGUGUGCUUUGUUCGGGUUGGAGUGAAAACCUACAGGACGGUGGAUCUCCAGGAACAGGGUUGGGCAGCCCUGAUCUAGCGUCUAAAUUGCUGGGUUCUUCAUCGUCAAGGAGUUGUCUAUAGUGGCAGGACCGCGCCAGCUGUUCCCAUGAACAGUUUAGAAAACUGUUCUCAUAUACGUGUACAGUACCAGAUGCAGCUGAUUUUAAAAAGAAUCAUUUUGCUUUUUGAGGGUCAUAUAGAUAUAUGCCAUUGAAAGCAUUAAUAUCUUAAUUCCUUUGGUAUUUAAACUUGGCAUGUUUACAAAAGCAGACUACUUAUUUUUGUGUUUUUGAAUGCUUAAUAACAAGAUGUCUUGCAUGUAGGUAGGUUAAUGAGGUCCUGUCUAAGACGUGUUGAUUGACCCUGUUCAAUGUGAUGCAUUUUCUGUGCUGUUAUUUUUGGGUAAUUUUGGCCACAAAGGGGGGUAUCCUUUUUUCUUUUAACUUUUUAUUUUUGUCCUGUUUUAACUGGAAGUCCUGCUUUUUUAGACCUCUUAACCUCUAUCCUUUGUCAGUAUAACUCUUAAGGCCAGUUCAUAUAUUGAUGUCUCACACACUCCAGUUUUUAAGUAUACAUUUUGAGUAGAUAUUUUGUAGAACUAAGGAAGUUUCAACCAUAAUAAGUCUUAUAAGUGCGCUUAAAAAGCAUCCUUUAGAUCCCAGGUUACUUGUGUGUACCCUUUUACUUUCGAUUAGUCUUGUGAGUUAAGUGCACUGUUUUGGAGCAGGGUCUGGUUCUGUUGUGACUGAUGGAAGAUUUGUUUUGAUGAAAGGUUCCGGGAAGUGAGUAAAAGGGAAUGGAUCAGGUCAGUUUGAAGGAAGCUGUGGUUGAGUUCUCUAAUAACAGCGGUCAAACAUUUCGUUCGCUACGUGCAGGGCACGAACGCUGCAUUUUAAGCAGGCUAAGCUGUACGAAGACGCGUGCGCUGUGCGAUCGUUCUGUUUGUGACACGAUGUCGGACAUCGAUGCCUUAGAGAAAGGGAGCGGGCGUUCUAAAUGAGCUCUGUGAGGUUGCAUUAGCAGGUGUGAUUUGUCAGGAGUGUGUUCUGCGAGGCGCAGGAGGAUGAGAAUGAAUUGAGAGGGAGGGCCUGGGGGAUUAGGUUCAGGAGGGUAAAACACAGGUAAUGCUUUACAAGACAGCGCCCGGAAGCUCAAGUGCACGGUAGCGAAAUAUGAAAACGUGAAUUGAGAAUUUUUUUUUUUUACCGUCAGUCAGUUGUUUACUGCUUAAUGUCCAUUCAUUUUUAGAACCCUUUCACAAAGUCUAUGCAAUGUGAAUGCACACGCCUCUCUUCUUUUCCCUUGAGGGUACGCAGGGCCUGGUCACGGGGAGCGUUCUUGUUUUGCACAGUACUGAACGCAGUUCCUUUUUUUUUUUACCGGGCCAAAUUUGGCUUGCGGUCGUGUCCGUGGUGCUGGUGCGUUCCCCUGGGUUUCGGUUCUGCGCACCCCCCUUUAUUGGAACCGCUCUGGCCGAGGCACAGGUUACUGCGGGAAGGACACCUUAUCUUAGCAACCGCUUGCUUGUCGGUCUCUAGGGAUGUCAGAUUUGAAAAGCUCUGACAUCCCCAGAGAACCUCAGCGAGCGGUUGCUAAGGAUAUGGUGUCUCUCCUGCUUGUAAUCUGUGCCUCGGCCCUAGCGAUACCUCUCGGGGGGGUAACAUCCCAUAUAGGACAUCCCACAGAGCUGAAACGCCGGUGAACGUACAAGGGAGAGGCACGCCAUCCAUGCUAAUGUCUUUAGUUCUCAUUUUUAAAAUCUAUCUAAUGGUUUAUCAAAAAAGACCAGCCAUAAUGAUUUACAAUUUUUAAGCUAAAAAAUAUAGUCAAAAUUGCAAAUGUUUGCCACAGCGGCACUGUGCAAGUUAUACUCAUCUUGUGUAUUUGUGUUUCUUUGAUAUGUUUGACAUUUAUUAUUGUUAUUAUUAUUAUUUUUUUUUUUAGGUACCACAAAACCUGUGUUACAUAUUUAUUUCUUAUUUGAAUAAGUGAGAGGCCAGUUUGGAGUCAUUUAAAUUGGAUUACAGUCUAAUUUGUACCGUGAACAAAAUGCCUCCGAGUCCGCUUUGUUUUAAAAUUUGCAUUUCCCAGCUAGCCCCAGUUCAUGAUUUCGUUCUGGGGUCUUGUGUGUCUGCCUCUCGUUCUGGUGCUGUCUCAUUUUUAUUUUUUUUGGAAUUCCCCCCUGUGAAUAUGAACGAACCAACUAAAAAGCUCCUUCACCUGCUUAGCUGUAACAAGGCUAUUUGUGUUCAAAGGCACGUCCUGGAAGUGGAGUGGCAAUAUUGAUCAGGGGGCACUGCGCUCACGCACUGUUGCUUUUUCCAGGAAGCGGUGCCAAGCAACAUCAACUUAUACUGUUAUGGAGGGCCUUAAAAGCAAAUGUUUUGUACUGCUUUUUCUGUUUUAAUACAAUGUCCUUUGUGUUUAUAUAUUUAUAUGUAAAGUGCUGUAAAAUAGAUUGUCUUUUUCUAGUUGCAGUACAUGUUUUUUUUUUUAUUAAACCUUUUUAUGGAACCUUA
Molecule: messenger RNA, 4791 nt
Organism: Anguilla anguilla (European eel)
Lineage: Eukaryota; Metazoa; Chordata; Actinopteri; Anguilliformes; Anguillidae
Gene: arhgap19
Product: Rho GTPase activating protein 19
Exons: 12
Coding region: 22-1488 (488 amino acids)
Biological process (GO): regulation of small GTPase mediated signal transduction; signal transduction
Cellular component (GO): cytoplasm
Molecular function (GO): GTPase activator activity
Source: RefSeq, a predicted model, not a curated record